Messenger RNA from Aspergillus fischeri NRRL 181, 1062 nucleotides. RefSeq names its product NmrA-like family protein. The transcript has a single exon. Lineage: Eukaryota; Fungi; Ascomycota; Eurotiomycetes; Eurotiales; Aspergillaceae. The record is from RefSeq and is a predicted model, not a curated record. The coding region runs from base 1 to 1062 and encodes 353 amino acids.
AUGCCAACACUUGGAUUGGCAGGUGGCACGUCACCCAGCCUUGGCCGGGCAAUCGUGACCGCGCUGUUUUCUGCUCCACAUGGGCCGCAAUGGAAGAUAGUUAUCCUCUCCCGCUCUCGUCAUCGCCCACUCUGGCUUCGUGCCGUCGACCCAGAAGAGCUGCGCGUCCAGAUUCGCACUGCUGACUACCUCUCUGUGGAAUCGGUUGCCGGCGCGCUGAAGGGCGUGGACACACUUAUUUCAGUAACAUCCGCGCUAGAUGGGUCCCAGCGACAAGUCCAGCUAAAUUUACUCCACGCAGCGGUUAAAGCUGGCUGUGCACGCUUUGCGCCAUCACAAUGGGGAUUUGGGCCGACCGGACUGGAAGCAGUCAGCGCCACAAAAGGAGCAGUUGAAGGCGUGUGGGAAGAAUGCAUGAGAUUCCAAGAUAAAAUCGAAUGCACCAGGUUUAACCACGGCUCGUUCAUGAAUUAUUUGGGACAUGGAAUUUUUCCUAACCCUGAGCCACGGCUGCCGGAGGACGAGCAACUUAUCAGGCUGCAGGAAGGUGGCGGAUAUGCAAAAGGUGAAGAUGAGGCAUGUCAGGGCCUUCACCGGCAAGGAGAUAUGAAGGAUGGCUCCGGGGCAUUUCUCAUAUCGCUCAAGAAUGGCAUCGCUGAAUUACCUCAGAGGGACGACGGCAAAUGGCCCCGGAUUACCUUGACUACGAUGAGGGAUGUGGGUCGCUUCGUCGCAUAUUCUUUAGAGCUUCCCAGGUGGGAACCCAGCAUGACCAUGGUUGGUGAAACUCUCACCAUGGGUGAACUUCUUGCACAUGCGGAGGCGGUAGCGAAACGCAAGCUUGAUGUGACGGUUGUGAAUUCGAAGGACCUUGAAAGAAAGCUGAAAAAUGUCUCUUCUGAUGAUUUUAUGGCUUGGCUAUGGGCUGAACUUAAACUCGCAUACUGCAGAGACCGGCUAGACGAAGGGUACCUGGAACCAGUUGUUAAUAGGCUGUGCCCAGAGGUGAAACCUACGUCGGUGAAGGAGUACUUGCAGAGCCACUGGAUGGAUGCGGAUUAA